Dermacentor andersoni is the source of this 5629-nucleotide messenger RNA. RefSeq lists its product as uncharacterized. NCBI's taxonomy places the organism in Eukaryota, Metazoa, Arthropoda, Arachnida, Ixodida, Ixodidae. The record is from RefSeq and is a predicted model, not a curated record.
UAUUUUACAGUGCUCAGGGAUGUCACCUCCUUGCUCGGCCCAUCGUCUGCUUAAUUUUCUGCAUUUCGCUGCUAGACAAAAUGUGAAAGUAGUGCUGUGACAACAAAGACGCAGGCAGAAUAAUGAAACGUGCUUUAGUGACAAUAAUUUCUUCCUGAGAUUCGGUGAACGAUGAAAAGUCUGUUUCAAAGCGCGUAGGGGCGAUGGUCAAAAUGAAACUGCGUACUUCGGCGUCCUUCUCAAUUUUCUUUUUUUUUUUUUAGUUUUGUCGUAGACGUUCGCUGGCUAGAACGUGGCCUUGACUUCGUCACGGUCGUCUCACUUCUCUGAGACUUUUAUUCUCUCAACUAUCUUUAUCCCCCAUCCCUUCAUUUUUUUCCCCUCUCCACGAAGGUCCUGUGAAAUAGACAAGGCCUUCUCACUAAUGAACAACUUAAACGAGCGGUCUGCCCAAACAGAGGCGUAUCUCUGCGCUGGGGUUCUCAGCCAAAAGGACCCGAGCGUCUUACAUGAGAAGAAGCGAGACUCACGACACAAAUCGCAAAAGAAAAAACACAAGUCACGCGCAACAAAACAAGAGGAGCCAUCAAGAGACGGCUUAUACAUGCGCUCAGUCUCUUAGAGUCCCGAUGCACCGCAGCGCUUUCUCCCCUGCAGACGUCCAGCAAUGGAUCUACAGGGGGUCACAAAGCAUUGCCCGGUUGGGCGUGCAGGGCUGAACCGUUGUAACUCUCGGACGCACGCGCAUCUCUGCAGAGUGGGGGCACCCCGCCCGCGAUGUUAUUUUAAAUAGAGACAUUUGUUCGGUGGUAAAGGAAUGGGUGUAGCUGUUGGGGUAGUCUCGGGCGGGAAGGGGUAGAUGCGGCUGCUCGCAGGUACUCUCGGGCACUCGGUGUAGUUCGUAUACGCGCAGAGUCUACCUGCGUGUACGCCUCGCAGGGCGAUCGGCUCGCGCGGACGAUCUCGCCGGAGGAGCGGGAUGGCUAGCGAGUGGCCGAAAUGGGACGGCGAUCGCCGUCGUCGCCGUCAGCGGCGGGGGAAGGGUAGAGCAGCCGGGCCCCUGACCCAGAUGAAGCGGCCCGCGCGCGGCUGACGCGUAUAAAGAGCGUCGUCCGCGCCCGGCCACCCCCAAAAAGCGGCAAAGCAGCCGGCUGGCUUUCUCCCCUCGCUCCGGACUCGCACUGUGCGCCGCGCGCCAGCAUGGGCCACAAGAGCGUCUCUCUUCUUGGGUUCAUCUGCGCAUGCUGCCUGGUGAGUGCGGAUGACUUCGCCUGGGUGACCCACGAGCCGUUCGCCACGGAGAACCUGGUGUCCAUCGCGCCGUCAGGGCCGCAGCAAGUGACCGCGGUGGCGCCCUGGCCACAGCAGUGGCACUCCUCUCCGAUGCAGCAGCAGCAGCAACAGCAGCAGCAGCAAAACUUCAAUCCAGUGAGGAUGCUGUUCCAUUCUUCCGGUCCGUGGAAUAAUCACGGCGGAGGUGGAGGUGGCGGCGGCAACGGAGGCGGAGUGAACGACAUCACCACGGUUCACCUCCAAGGUCCGGGACCCGGUUCGUGGCAAGGAGGCAACGCUCCUUGGCAAACCAACAGUGUCGCAUUCCCUUGGCAAAUGCAGCAGCACCAACAGCAGUCUCAAAACCACCAUCAAAACCACAAUCAAAACCACGGCGGUCCGCCCGGAGAUAUCUCACUCCCGUGGUCCACCCAGCAACAGGGUCAUAUCGCCACUUUCACUUCCCUGCCAAGCCCUCCCGUUCAGCACCCACCCAACCCGUGGCAGAACACUGCUCCCAUGGGCGGUGCUCCCUGGCAGUACCAGCAGAACCAGAACAACCACAACAACAAUAACAAUAACAACCAUCCUCAUCAACCGCACCAACAGCAGCAAAAUCAGCAGCAGUCUAAUCAGCAACACCAUCCGCAACAGCCACAGCAGCCGCCGCCUCCUGAACCAUCGCUGCCGAGGACCCAAGUGAAGCUCAUCUACGUGCCGAUACCCAUCGUGAGGUCCGUGACGCAGCAGGCCGUGUCGUCGCAGCAGGGACAGUGGCAGCAGCAAGGUGGCGGCGGAAGUGGUGGCGGUGGAGGGGCUUCCGUGCAGGUCAUCUGGCCGCAACAGCAGCAGCAGGGUGGCUCCCAGAGCGCGUGGCAGCCAGGCGUCAAGACAAGGGCAUUCUCGGUGCCGGCCAAGACGAUGGGCAGCGCGGGCGCUGUUAUACCGAUCGUCAUCUCGCUCCAGACCACGAGUUCGCGGCCUUCACCUCCGGCCAAGUCCGAAUUUUCACCUCGGGUGGCUACAUCUCGCGCGGACACGCCCAGAAGUGCAUGGUGGUGAUGAACCGUUCGUUUGCAGGGUGUCACAAGUUUGGUCGAUAGCCACCGACAGGCUCGAAAUCGAAGGUGCGUUCAUAAGUGACGAUCGGCCACUGAUUGGUGCAAGCGGCCCUUGCCACUGACAGAAUGGUACUCCUAAAUAAGGCUUAUAUGUACCUGUUUAUUGUAUUUCAUCGCGAAUCACUAUGAGCGAAUUGCGUGUGCCGAUCUUUCACUGACGCUUCGCUUUGUAGAUAUACUUGCGGAAAUUGGAGCGAUAUACGGUAGUCACACUUCGAGUGUGGAGGCCAAACAUCCACAGACGUCAUCAGAAAAAGAAGGGAAGUUAUACAUAUUGCCCAUGGUAUAUACGUUUGCUCAGCCAGCGCGCUUUUCGAAACACUCUAGGUGUAAAGGAAGAGACGUAUUGUACCCGCGAGCCUUCUACCGUAUCCCUACUUCCUAUGUUCAUUACCAUAGACUACAUGCAAAAAUCUGAGAUUAUUGGGCGCUUCGGCACUACAAGACCUGAGUAUUUGCAUGAACAAUCAUUCUGCACGAUGUAUAGGGUUUCUGUCUUUUCCUCCCCCGACCUUACAGCCGUUUCGAAGCCAUUGCAUUUCCUUAAUGCGCCAAUUGCGACCAGUACGAAAGUUUACUUUCUGCCAUGUCAGUGCAUAUGGGAUAAAAUGGUUGUCCUCAUGCCUGCUGAAUUCGUGACGUCGCAAAAACAAAUGAUGUGGCUGAGUGCCAGCUAAAAUGAGCAGUGAGUACUAGUCAAUGACGAAUUUCUAAAAAUACAAUUUUUUUUUAUCUAGAAAAAAAAAAGAACCUAGCGUGCAUUGCCCACGAAUUUAUUAGCGUUCACUAUAUCUGCAAGAGGUAGUUGAGUUUCUGGUUGACCAUCGAAUCGACCCGUGCUACGCACAAAAUAAAGCUACUCAUCGUGAUAUCACGCUGGCAUAUGAAACCGUCGCCAAGGGACUGCCAUGUUCCUACCCGGGUCAAAUGCACGUCUCUGUGGCAUCUCAGCUUUAGCCUUGGACAGCUUCUUUGUAGCCAAGAAGUACGGGAGGACGACACCACAGAAUAAGUUUAAAAACAGCAGCUCGUUUGUAUUAUCCUGGCAUUCUAAGAACGAAAGAAGUCGCGCGAUUUCUUUCUUUUUUUGAGCAAGGGCGGUUGGGGGGGGGGGGGGGGGCAAGUAGAUGUUUGUCCGAGAGCUGUCGCACUCGAGUGACCAGAGGAGUACAUUUCCUCUGACCGGAUAGAAGCGGAGUAAACUAACGUGAUCUACUGAGGCGCAUGAGGACGAUCUAAAAUGGAGUUCAAUAUGGAACGAGCACUUUCUCCCACAUAAAGGAGCUGUCGACGCUCCAUUGUUCUUAAAGUGUAGCGAGAUAAAAAAAGCAGGACUGAAAGGCAGGGAGGUUAAGAAGGACUUGGACUGAAUCCACUCGGCUACGCUACCAUGGGGGGAAGGAGAAAGGGGAGGAAAAUAUUUAGGCAAGAAGAGACAGUCAACAGCAGUUAAUGUUCAUUGGAGUCACCGGCAUAAUGGAAUACUCAGCGCUGCGUCGCAGACAGUUGACAGCAGCACUGAGGUCACGGGCUUCAGACUGUCUGUGUCUGACUUUAUUGAGAGUAAUCACAAUCUCAGCGGAAGUUCACUGCGCACAAUUAAUAUAUUUGUCGAAAGGAAUGAGACAACGCCACCGUAAGGGCCCCGAGAGAAGUUUCCGCGCAACUUUCAUGCUUCGCACAUAAAACGAAUCGUUCUUGAAACUUUAUGCUUGCAAUGCAAGGCAUUCACUUUGUUUUUGCACUUCUUUCGGGUAUGCACAUGGUGUACAGAGGUACUUUAUAAAGAACGAAACCUAUUUAUAUGUGACUAUUUCUUUUUCAUUCAAGCAUCGCUUUUCGUUCAUCCUCUUGAGGACGCCUUCAUGAGCAAGUUUAGUUUGACUGUUACCAAAUAAGCCCGCAAAAAAAAAAAAAAAAGAUCGCACCGUAACAGAAACCUCCUAGGCUCUACUAUGCAGAAUUAAGUAUUGCGUGCGCACGCCAUGUAUUGAAGCUCGUUUCUGCGUUUCUGCGUGAAAAAUAUGCUUUCGGGGUCAGAUUGUGUUCUAGUGCGACCUUGGGAACUGAAGAGCCGUCUAGGUGUGCCUGCGUGAGUGCCGCGACACCGCAUCAGCUUGCCCGGCGGCAUUUGCCAGUUGGCUGCAGUUGGCCGCAGGGAAGCGUCGUUCUCUUUCUUGGUUAGUGAAGCUCCUAUAAGCGCAGCCUCUGUCAACAAAAUUUUGAAGCCAUUGCGCGUGUGACGCGAGCUCUAUCUCCGUUGCAAGGCUUCUGUAAUGGACUUGGCACAGCGAACCUCAGUACUAGAACGAGAAGCGCAGUACAUUUCAUCAUGUGGGUCUUCAGAGCCAGUUCAAAUGGUGAUACCAGCGUGCCCCUGAACGCCAUGUCCGGUCACACAUGAAGUUGUUCCCAAAUAUUUGACGAAGGCUCCACAACACAGCGUUGUCGUUUCUUUCUCUUCCGGGAUAUCGCAUAUUAUUGCUCUCAAUAAAUUCGUGUGGCGGAACUGUCGGCAAGUAUUUGCAAUGCUAGCUGUGUCUGAAGCAUAUAAUUUCCCGUUCUUCCUUCUCCCUUUGCUCUCGAACAUUCAUUUCAACCUCAAUCCGACAUACCCAGCAUGUCGUAGACACUGCAGUAUAUUAAAGAAAUUCAAGGUGCCGAAAUAAGCAAGCCACGACAUUUAAUUUGCGUUUCUGUCGUUGACAGCACACCAAAUUGAAAAUUUAUAAGGCUUGUUUUGAAUUGAGAAUGUCGUCUAAUGUUACGCGACAGAAAGUUACUCUGGGUGUGGCAGAGAUAAGGCGAAAUAACCUCCUCGAAAAAAUUCCGCUUAUAGUUGCACUGACAUAGAAAGUUACUGGUCCUGUGAAAUGCAUAUAUGUCAACUUCUUCCCCCUAUUUGCUCACAGAAAACUAAAUGACGUCCUCCUCUUUUGUAACAACAUAAAAGCUCAUCGACUUGCAACACCUGGCUAUGUAAAUAAGCGCUUAUGCAAAAAUUGUAAUAAAGCACUUCAUCCUGCAUCACAACCGCCAACAAAACUACACAACAGUUGUAUUACUUGGUCAUCAGCAUGAAGACUGUUGGUUAAAGUGUCCAGGUAAGUUCAGUGACGGAACGUAAAUAGGAGUAGUUGCUGGUUAGUCGACGCGUUAUUUUUCAUCAAGGGUCUCUGGAGCGAACGACUUGUAAGCAUUAUAGUUAGCACACACUAUUAAAGAAGUGGCGUUUA